This is a messenger RNA of Alternaria alternata, 1707 nucleotides long. Its product is annotated as flap endonuclease 1. Gene Ontology annotation, molecular function: 5'-3' exonuclease activity; 5'-flap endonuclease activity; DNA binding. The transcript has 4 exons. The record is from RefSeq and is a predicted model, not a curated record. NCBI's taxonomy places the organism in Eukaryota, Fungi, Ascomycota, Dothideomycetes, Pleosporales, Pleosporaceae. Gene Ontology annotation, cellular component: nucleus; cytoplasm. The coding region runs from base 310 to 1497 and encodes 395 amino acids.
AAACACGCGGCGCCUGGAGCGUCUGGGGCGUCUAAUAAGAUCUGGGGAGAUUAAAUACAGGAUUCGAGAUGCAUCCCCAGAGAAUGCCUGCUGAGCCUCACUAAGCGAUGACAGGCGAUAUGUGGGGUAGCAGUGCCAAGGAAUGUAGACCGUGAUUGCGCGUGAGACGCGGACGCGUCGUGAUAAUGGUUGGCGUCACUUUCUCCAGCCUCCACGCCCUCGCCUACGCUUCUACACACAACAAUCUAGGGCUACGACAUCACCAAGUUCUACCCGAUACACAUUCACGCACUAGGGCAAACACCAGAGAUGGGUAUUAAACACCUGUACCAGCUCAUUGAGGAGCAUGCGCCCGAGGCAGUCAAGAAGGGCGAGAUCAAGAACCAGUUUGGACGCAAAGUUGCCAUAGAUGCAUCUAUGAGCAUCUACAGUUUCCUCAUCGCUGUCCGAUCUGAUGGUCAGCAGCUCAUGAGCGAGACAGGCGAAACCACAUCACAUCUCAUGGGUCUCUUCUACCGCACGAUGCGCAUGGUCGACAACGGUAUCAAGCCCCUCUACGUCUUCGACGGCGCUCCACCCAAGCUCAAGUCCGGCGAGCUCGCGAAGCGGUUUCAGCGCAAGACAGAGGCACACGCUGCGGCUGAGGAGGCAAAAGAGACGGGUACAGCCGAAGACGUCGAGAAGUUCUCGCGGCGGACCGUCAGGGUGACGAGGGAACACAACGAGGAGUGUCAGCGCCUGCUCAAGCUCAUGGGCAUCCCGUACAUUGUUGCGCCGACCGAAGCUGAAGCCCAAUGCGCGACAUUGGCGAGAGGCGGUAAGGUCUAUGCCGCCGCUUCAGAGGAUAUGGACACCUUGACCUUCGAUUCACCCAUCCUGCUGCGACAUCUGACCUUCAGCGAGCAACGCAAAGAACCCAUUCUGGAGAUUCAUCUGGACAAGGUACUCGAAGGCUUGAACAUGGAGCGGAAACAGUUCAUCGACCUCUGUAUCCUCCUCGGCUGUGAUUAUCUCGACCCUAUCAAAGGCAUUGGCCCCAGCACCGCUCUCAAGCUCAUCCGUGAGCAUAAUGACUUGGAAGGUGUCGUUGAACACAUCAAGUCCCAAUCCUCCAAGAAGCUCACUAUCCCCGACGACUGGCCCUUCGCCGAUGCGCGCCUGCUCUUCCUUGAACCAGACGUCCGACCUGCCGAUGACCCAGAAUGCGACUUCAAGUGGGAAGCCCCAGACGUAGAAGGUCUUGUUAAGUUCCUGGUCGAGGAGAAGCAUUUCAACGAGGACAGGGUGCGCAAUGGAGCAGCUAAGCUACAGAAGAACAUGAAGACAGCGCAACAGAGCAGGUUGGAGGGUUUCUUUAAGCCCAUUGAGAAGACGGCCGAGGAAAAGGCCAGUCUGAAACGCAAGGCUGAGGAGAAGCUUGAAGAGAAGAAAAAGAAGCAAAAGGCUGACGCGAAGGCGAAGAAGCAGGCCAAGGCUAAGCCGAGGACAGCUGGCUAAGGGAAACUGGUUGCUGCUUGGAGGACAAAGUCAGAUUUUUGUGCACGGGAAGCUGGCGUUCAUGGAAUAGUGAUACCUGCUGGCUUACGGCGUUUUCAAGGCACACGCGCUAGCUGGUAUUAUGAAGUGCAAAACGCUUUGUUACUACAUUUGUAUGACUGCGUCUUGAUAUAUAGUUUUUUCUAAUGUCAAAAUACAAUUUCAGAUGUU